AAACUUAUGGAAUUGACGCGAGAGGCAAAUCAGUUGUUAUACCUAUAUAAAUAGUUAAGCCUAACAUUUAAGAAGAUAAUGUCUUCUUAUCUAAGUUAUUUUGAUUCCCCUAUAAAUUUUCAAGCAAUUCCACUCAUUUUUGAUUACCCUAAAGAUUGGGAAAAUAUCAGACACCAAGAAACAGCUAAUUGGCGUAUAAGCAAUAGAGUUAAAACCGUUAAUGGUCUGUUAGUUUUAUGCUUAAAUAUUGGGGUGGACCCACCAGAUAUAGUUAAAAUUAAUCCCCGAGCAACACUUGAAUGCUGGAUUGAUCCUACAUCAUUAUGUCCUCACGAGGCUUUAGAAAUGAUAGGAGGGCAAUUGCAAGAACAAUAUACCAAAUGGCAGCCAAAAGCCAGAUAUAAACAAUGUUUAGAUCCUACAAUUGAAGAUAUAAAACGAUUAUGCUUAUCCUUGAGAAAAAAUGCAAAAGAUGAGCGUGUAUUAUUCCAUUAUAAUGGUCAUGGAGUUCCUAUUCCUACUAACAGUGGAGAAUUAUGGGUAUUUAAUAAGAAUUACACACAAUACAUUCCUUUAUCAGUGAAUGAUCUAAAGGAAUGGCUAUCCACCCCAGUCAUAUACGUUUUCGAUUGUUCCAAUGCUGGCACCAUAUUGUCCUCUUUCUUCAAAUCGGGCUCCUCAAAUUUGGAAUCCAAAGACAAGGGCGAUAAAACAAAAGCCACUUCCAAUACCAACGUCGAAAUUACCAGGAGUGAAAACAAAAAUAUUCCAAUCACUUCUACGUCCUCAACGUCUAGCCACAACGUUAACAAUCUCACUAUCACAGAAACUAGAGAAACAAAAAAAUCAACUGUUGACCCUCAAAAUGUGCGCAUGAUCAUGAAUGAACAAUCUACUUCAUUUCUAGCUUCAAACGCGGCAAUCUUAUUGGCUGCUUGCCGGGCCAACGAAAAUUUAAGUCUGAACCCGGAUAUUCCGGCAGACGUUUUCACUUCCUGUCUCACUACGCCGAUCAAAAUGGCGGUUAAAUGGCACAUCCUUCAAAACAAGACCUCUCUAUUCUUGAACGAUCUAGAUCUCGUCGAUAAGAUUCCCGGUCAACUUAGUGAUAGAAGGACCCUUUUGGGUGAACUCAAUUGGAUAUUUACUGCUAUCACGGAUAGCAUUGCUUGGAAUUGUUUCCCUAAAGAUUUAUUUCAACGACUAUUUCGCCAGGAUCUGCUCGUGGCAAGCUUGUUCCGAAAUUUUUUGCUAGCUGAAAGGGUCAUGCAAUUUUACGGGAAUCAUCCCGUUUCGAUCCCGGAACUACCCAGGACCUGCGAUCACAAAUUAUGGCUAGCAUGGGAUUACGUGAUGGACGUUUCCCUGACCCACCUCAAGGUCUACCUGUUUCAUUUAAACAACGUAAAACUUCAGCGGCAAUUGUUGGUGCAAGCCCAAUUGCUACAAUAUCACACCCUGAAAGCAAAUUCUUCAGCAACCAACAAAAAACCAUCUUCCAUCACCUCCUCCAAAAAAAUCUCCAAACUUCCAAAAUUGAAAUCCAAUAAAAUUAUCUCCACCAAUCCGUCCCUCAUGGGCGACAAAGCUGCCUUGGAUCCGACGCUAGAAUCCAAUUUGGAAAUUCUCACUGCCGAAAUGUCGGCUCUUUGUCAGGCCUUCUUUUCCCAACAACUCACCGCUCUCGAGGCAAGACUCGUUUCAACCAAAAUUCCUCCCACUUCGACAGGUCUCAGGGACCUGUCCGAUUCUUUGCCCAUUGUUUUGCAAGUUUUGCUCAGUCAAAUUCAUAGAGUCAAAGCUUUGGACUUAUUGGGAAAGUUUUUAGACUUAGGAGCCAUUGCCGUCAAUCAAGCCUUGUCGGUGGGAAUAUUCCCUUACAUGCUAAAACUUUUACAGAGCCCAGCUCGGGAAAUGAGGCCCUUGUUAGUUUACGUUUGGGCAAAGAUAUUAUCCGUCGAUAAUAGUUGCCAAGCCGAUCUCAUCAAAGAAAAUGGACAUAAAUAUUUUAUAACCGUUUUAUGUGAUAUCACUAUGCCGAUUGAGUACAGGACAAUGGCUCUUUUUUGCAUAUCUAGUCUUUUAUACCACUAUCCCGUCGGACAAGAGGCGUGCAUGCAAGAAAAUAUAAUUAGCAUUUGUUUGGAACAGCUGACUGAUGCCCAAAUAGACAACAAAUCGGACUCUACUCUUGUAAAAUCAUUUCGCAAUCCAAAUGCAGCUCCCCCAUCCCUCCUAACAGGCCGUAAAAGACGUUUGUUCCGUCUAUGGCUUGUAAUAUGUCUAAGUUGCGUUUGGCGUCGGUUCGAACCCGCCAGGUGGAGAGCCGUGAGGGAUUCUGCCCUAGAAAAACUUAAGCCUCUUAUCAUAAAAUCUCGUUUUUCCAUCGAUGUCGCAGUAAAAAACACGCAACCCAGCAUUAAUACUUCUUACCCCCUGGACCCCAUUUCAGCUUCGUCCAACGACCUACGAAAUACAAAUUCAACCACGAAAAAGGCCAUAAAUACCGAUGGCAAUUUAUUGAAUACCACAAAUCUUAUAAAUUCUUUUAACCCACUAAACCCCCUGGUGUCACUGUUCAGGAGUACAGAGAGUUCGGAAAAUGACUCUCCUGUAACCGCCAUUGAUAGUAAAAGAUCGAUAGGAAGUGACGAUAAAGGCAAUUAUGAAUACGUUAGUCAAUCAAAUAUGUAUAGCGAUGGCCCCGAGAUUAGGGUAGCAGCUGUACUCGCAUUAGGCAAUUUAAUAUCCGGGUCUAGUGUGCAUAGCGAUCAUUCGGUCAGUGUUGAUCAUUCUAUUGCCAGAGAUUUAUUUAGCGAUUCUGCCAAUGGAUUAUUGAUUCCAAUUGCUUCGAUCAAAGGUGCUACUGGGAUCGCUGUGCGUGAUGGCAAUUAUCUGGUUCGAAAGGAACUCGUAGUAGCAAUUCAAAAUCUGAUCCACUCUUACGAAAACCAUUUUAUUUCCCUGACCUCCAAACUCUUGGAGGAAGAAACCAAGAAAAUCGAGACUUCCGCCGAAGAUGCUCAUUAUUUAACCGAUACAUCAUCGAAAAUCCCGUCUAUGAACAAGGCUUUUUCAAGUUCUACUAUGACCCUAAACAAUAUAAGCGGUUUAACUGACAGCGCACCUUCCUUAGUAUCCUCCUCCACCAAUGUUUACUACCUAAUCUGGAAAACGUUAUUAACACUUUCCGCCGAUCCCCACGUGGACGUUGCUCAAAGCGCUAAAAUAUUGAUUUCCAACCUUAAGAGAAGAGUCUCUCUCUUGAAUUCCGCCAAACGAGAAACGUCGAAAACAUUGGAAAAACAUGGUUCCUCCGGAUUUUUAGCCUCCCUUACAAAAAGCGACGAAAAAAUGAACCCACAAACGUAUUCAACCUCUCCUCACUCUGCUAUCCUUAUAUCUAAUGGGGGACCUGCCUCCAACUUAAAUCUACCGAUCACUCCUACUUCGACCCCGAUCUCAUCGUCUCCCACCACGUCUAACGCCCCCCUCAUAAAUGUUGGAUCGCCUGAUAUAACUUACAGUUUUUCGCGGUCCAGAAAAAUUUUCGAUAAAGGACCAUCUUUGAUAACACAGGACACUUACGAAGAAUUGAUUAACGAAUCUGACUCGGCGAUAGAUAUAACAAACAAAUCUAAUUAUCAAAGAGUUUUUAGCGUUUUUGUUUCCGAUUGUUGCAAAAGUUUUUGGAAACAAGUCGAUGUGCUAAAUCCUCAAAAAGAAAAAUUUCCUCAAGAAUUUGAAAGGGCAGCUCGAUCCCUAAAAUACGCAGCCAACAAUCAAUUUAUCAACGAGGCCAAAAAAAUUUACCCCACCAGGAAAACCGGAACUUCCUCUACUUUUAUCAAGGAGAAUACGAUGCCAAAAUUCGAAAUAGAAUCCUCAUUGCCUAAAUUUGCCUCUCGCCCCACUUGCCUUAGAUUUUUUCCGUUCCACCCUUUGAUCGCCGUGGCCGAUACGGCUAACAAUGUCAAUAUGUGGAACACGGAUAAUCAACAGAUGAUGUGCGGUUUCGUGAAUUGCAGCUUGGACACCAAAAUUACUUGCAUGGAAAUUCUUAACGAUUUCGAUAUAUACCCUUUACUGUGCGUGGGAUCUAGUGAUGGUUCGAUUAGGAUUUGGAAAAACCUAUUCAAUCCUCGACGCUACGUACCUCGCGUGUCCACGGUGAGUCCUGUAAUUUUCACAUCUACCUACUCGUCAUCUACACCUUCGAGUAUACAAGCCCAUUCUAACAGUGUAACGGGCAACGAUAGUGAAACGGGGAGAAGCGAUAUGGAACUAAUGGAUAGUAGGGAGAUCGUCCAGCCCAAAAUCGUCGGGGCCUGGAACGGACUCACUGACUUUAAUCCUGCCGGACUGAAAACUGCCAAUCUGAAAUUUUAUUGGGAUCAAAUGAAAAAUUAUCUUUUUGUUUCCGGCGACGCCAAAAUUAUCCGAAUUUGGGACCUGCAGAAACAAUUAAAAUUAUAUGAUAUAGCUACUAAAAGUGAUUAUUCCUUAACUAGUCUUACCUAUUCCUCACAAGACAAUCAUUUACUCGCCACCGGUUACAAUGACGGCACAAUCAAACUUUUCGAUAUAAGAAUUCCGGAAUAUAACGCUAUAAAAACUUACAAGGAGAGCAAUAGCCCUAUAAUGAAAAUUGGUUUUUAUCAAAGCAACGACAAUAAUUUGAUAAGUGGCAGUUUGAAUGGAGAAAUCAAGUUAUGGAACUUGGCAUCUAGUUCACUUUCCUCAUUUAGAACGGCCAAAUUUAGUCAUCCCAUUUCAGCUAUCGAUAUUCAUUCCUUGACCAGUUUAGUCUCGGGAGGUCUCACUAAUCAAACGAUAGGCUUGUACAAUCCAAGGGGAAAUUUAAUGUCUUCGCUUAAAGCUCCAACCUGGUUUAGCGCUCAAAAAUUUGUUCAUACCACAGUUCUAGUCUUUCACCCCUACAAACUGUUAUUGGCAUCUUGCGCGGAAAAUUUGGUCUCUCUCUAUUCCAUUAACCCACAACCCCAAACUGCGCCUCGCAAAUAAUAGGUUUUUUUUAAAAAAAAUUAUUUUUAAGAAAAAUUGGAAAAUUGCUUAUUAUUGGGUUUUAUAAACGCAAAUUUUUUAAAAUUAAAUAUCUUAAAAUAAAGAUCACCUUACUUAUAAAAUGGAGGACUUAAAAAUGAGUGUAUAUACUAUAUAAAUGAUUAACCAUAUCUCUCGCGCAAUUAAAAAUCAAUAUUUACCUUUUAUAAAAACGAAAAUGUGAUAUUAUAUAAUGCUUUUUAUAUAUAUUUGUAUACACAUGUAAAUAUGAAGUUAAAAAUGUCUGAUUUUCAUAUAUAAAUUUUUUUUUAAACUUUUACCUCAUACAAAAAAAGAGCUUACAAAACUGCUAGAUAAUAUUUAUAUCAAUUAUUAAUGCAAAUCCCCCCCCCCCCCAAUAUCCUACAUACAAUUUUUUUUUAGACAUUAUUUAAUAUUGUAUUUAUCGCGGUCUUUAUACAAUUAUAUUUAAAUAUAUAAUGAUAAUAAUUUACAUAUUUUUUUUGUGGUUGUAAAAAAAAUUAAUUUUUUUAAUGAUUAUAUUUAAUCAAAAAAUUAAGUGGGCAUCGAUUUUUAGUUUUAUCUUUUAAAGUUUUCUAAGAAAACUA
Gordionus sp. m RMFG-2023 is the source of this 5633-nucleotide messenger RNA. Its product is annotated as protein raptor homolog. The coding region runs from base 79 to 5025 and encodes 1648 amino acids. NCBI's taxonomy places the organism in Eukaryota, Metazoa, Nematomorpha, Gordioida, Chordodea, Parachordodidae. Gene Ontology annotation, molecular function: protein-macromolecule adaptor activity; protein binding. Gene Ontology annotation, biological process: regulation of autophagy; positive regulation of protein serine/threonine kinase activity; TORC1 signaling. The transcript has 34 exons. Gene Ontology annotation, cellular component: TORC1 complex; cytoplasm. The record is from RefSeq and is a predicted model, not a curated record.